Messenger RNA from Dichomitus squalens LYAD-421 SS1, 2267 nucleotides. RefSeq lists its product as uncharacterized. Lineage: Eukaryota; Fungi; Basidiomycota; Agaricomycetes; Polyporales; Polyporaceae. The record is from RefSeq and is a predicted model, not a curated record. The coding region runs from base 1320 to 2267 and encodes 315 amino acids. Gene Ontology annotation, biological process: mitotic sister chromatid segregation; kinetochore assembly; mitotic cell cycle. Gene Ontology annotation, cellular component: nucleus; chromosome, centromeric region. The transcript is spliced from 2 exons.
GAGUCCACGUUCACGACGACCGCCGCAUUUACAAUGGGCCUUGCGUGCCAGGAUACUUCCAAAAUCAUAUGGCAAGCGACAGAAGCUAUGGCAUUCUUCGGCCCGCGUCCUGGCAGCAGACUCAACGCCCUAAGCCCCACAGUGAGUCUAUACUUGGCGGAAGUCGUAUUGCUCACCGAGUGGCUGAUUCACGGCCCUCGGGCAUGAGCCCAAUCAACAUGCUCGACUCACCAGGAGUCAUAUGAUUCCCGCGGAUUAGAAUGACCCGCUAUUAGUACCACGAGCCCCUGCGUUCUGGGCGACCUGCAUCUACCGCACGAGCGUCGCGCAGCCCACUACUCGCCUGCGACCUACCUGCGUCGUAACGAGCUCGACAUGCCUCCCGAGAAGCCUGCGCGCUACCUGGUCCGCACGACUGAGCUCCCUCUGUCCGCGCUCGAGCACCGCCCGCACCCUGUCGUAGCGUCCAACGAACGGUACCAGGUGUCGCUUGGGGACAGUGCAGGCCUGACGAAGCUGGGGGUGCACUACUGCCGUCUGCCUCCCGGGGCGACGAGCACGACGCUGCAUUGGCACUCGCACGAGGACGAGUGGUUCUACAUCUUGGAGGCGGGGGAGGACGCGAGGCUGCUCAUCUGGGAGCCCGGGGAGAACGAGCGCGCAGACGGAAAGGUGGCUAUGGAGGAGGAGGUCAUACCGAGGGAGGAGGGCUUGAAGGCGGGGGACUUCAUUGGAUUCAAGGCAGGCAUCCAGAGGGCGCACGCGUUGAAGGCGGGAGAGAGGGAGAUGGUGUAUCUGUUGGGAGGGAGCAGGGAGCCGCUGGAUGUGUCGCACUACCCGGGGAGCGGGAGGAGGCAGGUUGUAGACUCGACGAUGGGGAGCGUGAGUUGGAUGGUGGACGACAAGGAUAUACGACCGUCGGGGAGGAAGCCGCCGCGAUCGGCUGUGCAAAGUUGAGUCGAACGACGGGAGGAGAAUGAAUGAAGUGUGCUAGUGCAUGUAUUGGUAUAAUAUGUACCAGCGGACAUGUCGCGUAGUAUGUGCUCUGAAACAUACGGGUGUGACAUGCUGUGACAUACGUGACCUGACACGGGCCUCGUCCGUCUCGCAUCGACUGCCACUGGCACUAGUACUGCCCGCGCGCGACACUGCGACUACCACACGCGACACUGCGACUACCACACGCGACACUGCGACUACCACACGCGACACUGCGACUACCACACGCGACACUGCGACCACCGCACGCGACACUGCGACUAGUGACUGCACGACCACCGUUUGAAUCGCUUCGCGACCGUCUCCGAAGCAAGACAACGAUGAGUGCUCCUGCAGGACCGCCGCCCACCGUUCCUUCUGUCCUCCUCCCCGAGCUACUUGGCUUCAUACCCCAGUUCCUCCUCGACGAUAUCAUCAACAUUGCCAACGACGAGGCUCGCCAUUCCGUCGACGCCAUGGAACAGUUCCUCCAGCGCUGGGCCGACGCCCGCGUCUCCAAUCCCGACCCCAAGUCCAACAACCCCGACUGGGACCCGACGCAGGAGAUUGAACAGGGCCUCGUCGCGUUCCAGACGCUGCUUGAGUCGCACGUCGACGUCGCCUUUGACUUCUUCGAGGCCUGGUCAAUGCGUAACAUCUUCGCUGUUGACGCCGACCUGCCCGUCGUCGCGCCGCACCAGGCGGGUUUGGACCUCCAGCGCGCCUCGGACGAGCCGGAGAGGGAAGGAGAACUGCUUGCGGAAAUCGACGAACUCAGGCGGAAAGUGCAUGCGCAACGCAAACUCAAACGUCUCUUCACCCGCGCCGUCCGCAAGUCCUCCAAAGACCUCGAGCACGCCCGCGCCCGCCUUGACCGCCUCGCCUUCCUCCGAGCCCCCCAGAUGCACUCUCUCCUCUCCCUUCCCGCCGAGCUCCAGACCAUGUACGCCGCCGUCUCGUCCCUGCCCCCCGUCGACGCUUCCGCGCCUACUCCGGUGCCCGACCAACCAGGAAAACGGCCAUGGGAGACGAGCAAGACCGGCUACCUCAACUGGGCGGUCGCGCAGCUCAUGGAAAGAGCAAAGGAAAGAGCCAAGGGUGAGCAGGCCGACGAGGGCGACGCGUGGUUCGGGGAGGGGAGCGCAGAGGUCGGCGCGGCUGCUGCUGCGGCUUACAGCGUUGGACGGGCCGAGGAUAUGAAGGCCAUUCUCGAGGCAGUUGGCGGCGAUCCGGGUGCGGAGUCGACAAAAGGGAGGAACCUCGAGACAAUGGACACCAGGCCGGGUUGA